AUGAUGCUUUUCGUGCUUCCGCUGUUGGCGGUUGCCACGUCAGCCGACACAAGUGUGCCGUGGCUCAACUGUAACACUCUGGUGCGUUGCUACACUAGUUUACGUGUACAUCGAGACGUUUUUGUUGUAGACAGAAGACUUGCACUUUAAAAUGAUUCGUUUCUCGCGAGCAAUGGAGGUCGGGGACCGACUCACUGUCACCGGAACUGUUUAUAAAAAUGCUAAUAUGUAAGAAGAGUUGAAGUCUAGAAAUGAUGUCUCAAAUUUCAGGUCGUACAUCAACUUGUAUCACGGAUUCGACAACUCUUUCAUGCCCGGACUCGUGUCCAUCCACGUUCGAGCCCAGUACCUCCGAAAAUCGAUAAUCUACAACUCGAUGCUCGGAAACUCGGCGUCGGGCGCCAUUUGGGGACGUGAAGAGUUCGGAAGCCUUCCCUAUACACCGGCCACCGCGUACACCAUCUCGAUUGUGAAACAACAACGCGCCUACGAGGUCUAUCAGGGUUCCACGCUUCUUCACACCUACAACAUCCGCCAUCCGUUGAACUGGCAAAUCGGAAAUAUGGUCGGAUACGGAGACUGGUCCAUCGACUCGGUCAGCAUGUAAGAUCCCGGCCACUUUGCACCGACCACUCAUCAAGAUUACAGGCUGUGCGUGCGAGCCGCCGAAGCGACGACGACGACGGCCGAUCCGAGUGUGUCCACGACGGUUUCGUCGGUGACCGUCCAAAGCAGCACGGUUGCGAACCCGAUCGCCGCGGAUCCGGGAAGUUUUAGCGGAUCGGAUAUUGUGAAGAGCAACUCUAGCUCCAGCUCCAGCUCCAGCUCCGCUUCCAACUCUGCAGUUUCCAGUGAUACUGUGGAUAGUGGAAGUGUGUCCGGAGGCAGUGUUGGUGUUAGUACCGGAAAUUCUGCAAGCUCGGCAUCCGGAACAUCCGGAUCUUCCGCCAGCAAUGGAAAUGGAAACGUGAACGGACCUCCGAAUGGCUCGUACCCCUACCCGUACCCGUAUCCCUAUCCGUACCCGCCCGGAUACCUUUAUCCGCCCGCCUACUAUCCGCAGAACGCCCAACCGAACAUCAUUGUGAUCAAUCAGAAGGAGAAGCAGAGACCGCGAGAACGCAAGAACAACUUUGUGAUCGUGGGAAGUACGGAGGAGGAUGAGGAUGAGGACGAGUGCGAAGUUUGA
This is a messenger RNA of Caenorhabditis sp. 36 PRJEB53466, 1189 nucleotides long. The record is from the annotation of a GenBank genome assembly. NCBI's taxonomy places the organism in Eukaryota, Metazoa, Nematoda, Chromadorea, Rhabditida, Rhabditidae.